Molecule: messenger RNA, 4337 nt
Organism: Candoia aspera
Lineage: Eukaryota; Metazoa; Chordata; Lepidosauria; Squamata; Candoiidae
Gene: NRAS
Product: NRAS proto-oncogene, GTPase
Exons: 6
Coding region: 185-754 (189 amino acids)
Biological process (GO): Ras protein signal transduction
Cellular component (GO): plasma membrane
Molecular function (GO): GTP binding; GTPase activity; GDP binding
Source: RefSeq, a predicted model, not a curated record
CGGUUCAUACUUAACUUGCUAGCCGUUGCGAAGGGAGUGGGGUGUCUUCGCAGUCCUUUCUCUCCUAGUCUGGGGUGGGAGGAGGCGUGGAAACGGUCUGCCCCAGUCAGGAGAGACAGCGGUCUCUCUUCGUUCCCCACCCGGUGUUGAGAGGCGCUGCCUUGGAAGGGCCCUGAGGAAGGCAAUGACUGAGUACAAGCUGGUGGUGGUAGGAGCUGGUGGUGUUGGAAAAAGUGCCCUGACCAUCCAGCUUAUCCAAAAUCACUUUGUGGAUGAAUAUGAUCCUACUAUUGAGGAUUCUUACCGUAAACAAGUAGUUAUUGAUGGAGAGACUUGUUUGCUAGACAUCCUGGACACAGCAGGGCAGGAGGAAUAUAGUGCUAUGAGGGACCAAUAUAUGAGGACUGGUGAAGGCUUUCUUUGUGUGUUUGCCAUUAACAACAGCAAAUCAUUUGCAGAUAUAAAUCUUUACAGAGAGCAAAUUAAAAGAGUGAAAGAUUCAGAAGAUGUACCAAUGGUAUUAGUGGGAAACAAAUGUGAUUUGCCAACACGGACAGUAGACACCAAACAGGCUCACGAAGUAGCAAAGAGCUAUGGUAUUCCCUUCAUUGAGACAUCUGCCAAAACAAGACAGGGUGUUGAAGAUGCUUUUUACACACUAGUGAGAGAGAUCCGUCAGUAUCGGAUGAAAAGGCUUAACAGCAAUGAAGAUGGGAAUCAAGGCUGCAUGGGGGUCUCGUGUCUUGUGAUGUGAUCAGCUGUUUGAAUCAUCCAACCAAGCUCAAAGUUGAAUCUUAAUUCCACUGUGUUGCGUUUCAUGAUGAUGCCUUGGCCAGUAUCAUGCAAGUUGCAGUUGAUCAAUACUAAAACGUUCUAUCAGCACCAGAAGAUACUGUUUCUGAACAUCUACCUCUUUGCUCAGUUGAGCAUGCAAAGAAAAUCUCAUAUGUUAUGUGUGGGAUUUUUCACUUUUCUUUCUUGGGUAGGUUCAAACAGAUAAACUGAUUAUAUGGGAACUGUAGAGGCCAAAUGCUAUGAAAAGAUAACAUCUCAUUUUCUGGAAAGAAGGCUGGAAUGAAUUGUGAUCAUGCUAUCCUGAAAAGCCAUUACAUAGCACUGUAUGGUAAUGUUAUGCUUGAUUUCCUGUACACCAUUUUAAAACAGGAUAAUAUUUGUCACAUUUCCUAUACUAUGUACUUAAAUAUUCCUAUAGUACAUUAAGUUAAUCACACCUAGUCUGAUCUCUUAAAUUCUGGCCUUUCACAAAAGGGAAAUUCUUGGAUUAUCAAGUGCCUCUUUACAAAGGCAAGCUAGACCUUAAGCCUUAUCAUGCAGGUUGCAGCUCUGGCUCCUAGCUGACCCAUCCUGAAUGUUUGAAACUUGACUCAGAUCAUUGGUCUGUGUAACCCAGUAUUAUCUAUGCUUGACUAACAGUGGUUCAGUUUCUUAGCUUUAUUGUUUUAUCCUUCCUAAUUAGGCUUCCCAAUGAACUGAAUGUGGGAACUUCUGCAGAAAUAUUUACUAUCACUGGGCUUUACUGUCAGAGUUCUUUGCAUCACUGACUGAAAGGCACUUUGAGAUUAAGAUUCUCUUGAGGAAAUAGCAGUCAACUGCUAUUCUCCAUUUUUAAAAACAUUCCAUUUACCUUGUGCUUGAAGGUACUGGUGUUUCUCAUCAGGGCCACUUAUUAGCUGUGGAUACUGUCAGCAACAGUUACUCCAGUGCCAGUCAUAAAACAUGGCUGUAUGAAGUUUGUGUAGAAAAAAACUGUGCUAUCCCAGCUAUAUCUGCACUUCUAUUUUUAGUUAAAUUUCUUUAUUCAUUUGACAUCUUUGUCAAGCACAGUGUCUUUAUGCUUAAAUAGUGAAGAAACGUAUUUAGGAAACCAACUUCAUUAGCAUCAUUCAUUUUGAAAGCUCUCUCCAGGCUACUGCUGUGCAGUGAAACUAGAGGUGAAGAGCUAGAGUAAAAUGGAACCAGAGGAGGAUGAAUUUAAUUUUCCUGCUGCUUAAAAGUAGGAAUAAAUUGAUACUGUACAUUCAACCUUACAAAAUAUGGAGCUGGAUUCCUCAGCAGCCUACAUACCUCUAUGAUAAAAGAAGAGGAGCUGUGAGUUUCCCUUUCUGUAAUGCUGGGAAGUAGUUGAUUGAAUAGAUUAUUUAUAUGAUGUAUCUAAAAUCUGGUCCUGAUUGUCAUGUAUAUGUAUCAUCUCACUUGCAACUGAGUGAGUGAACUGCCUUCAUCUGAAAGUAGAUGCUUAAAAUGAUGUGAGUGAUAUGAAAGCUGUCUGUGGUGACUGUUUUACAUAGACAAAUCUGGUUGAUGUGGUGAUUAUGUUUAUGAAUUCUAAGUUGAAGCACAGAAAUAACUUCAAUAGAAAUUGAAUUUGUGGUCAUUAAGUGCUUUACUGGUUUACAAUAUUGCCAUUUUACUGCAUAAAUUCUAAGUUGGAUAGAAAACCACUAUAUAAUCCAAUCUAUCUAAUCACCAAGUAAGAAAGUUGGCAUAACAUUAUUUCCUAAAUACAUAACUUAAUGGAUCAUUUCAGACAUACUUUAUCUGAAGCUAAUUUCAUACAGCAUUACAUAGGGCCAUACAAUAAUAAAAGUGUUAAUAUGCUUUAUUUCUCGCUAACAUGUUAAUAUUAAACCAAGCAUCACAAAGCUCAUUUUCUCAAGAAACUGAUGUCAUCUGAUCAAUAAAUUAAGUUUAAAGUCCCUUUGAAUGUUGCUCAGUGCUAGAUAGCAUUCAGUUUUUUCUUAGUGUAACUCCUUUGUUCUUUAGUAGCUGUGUGGCAUAUACAUUGGUGAAGAUAGUGAAAUUUGCUGAAUUUCUAUAUGUCGAGCAGCUGUCUAAAGUACAGGAGCACUACUAGAGAACAAGGGACUGUUUAAAUAGAACUACUGUGAAUUGUUGGACUUAAAAGAAUUAUUGAGAAAUCACACCCCUUGGUUGGCAUUUGCAGUUUGAAAACUAAUUCAGGAGUCUGAAGAUUAAAUAUAUUUGGCUCUGCUUUCUGCAUGUUUGCAAAUGAAUACACAUCUGAGAAGCACAUAGUAAUAUAUUAGUAAUUUUCCAUCUGGAAUUCACUUGUUAUGAAUGAUCAUUUCACCACAAGUGAAACAUUUUAGUUUAAUUAAAAAGCAGUUUGUACAAUGAAGUCAGCUAGUUGGGGUGAUGAAGCAAUUCUCAAAGCAACUGUUUGCUUCAGCAUGUAAAACAUGUCUCCAAAAGUUUAUAAGAUUUGUAAUUCUUGCCUGUGAAAUCUCCUGUGUUUACAUUUGUAUUAUAUGCAGAGGAUGUUGUAGUGGCUAACCUGAUCCACAACAAUAUUAUUCACAAGUGGUCUGCUGUCUUCCCCAGAUCACUGUUAGUCUCUUCCUGUAGCAUUAAGUAAAAAAGGGAUUCCACAGGAAACAUUUGAAAUAACAUGCAGCAGUAACAGAUACGAAGCUAAAUCUCAUGUAUUUGGAAAUUCAAGAAAACAACACAGAGAUUAUGUAGAAUUGUUGCUCACUAAUUAUCAUGAAUAGACAUAUAACUAAGACAAUAGCAUAAUCUUGAAAGGGUAUGGUUCAUGCUUAUGGUGUCUGCUGUUUGCAGGUUUAAAAAGUAUAUUUUAAAAUAACUUUUAAAACCAUGUUCCUCAGCUAAUCAGAGAUGUCUUUGUUGUUGUUUUAGAAGACAAUCUCACUGAUUCAUGUCAUUCUGCAGAAGCCCCUUUCCAAAACAAGUUGGAUUCUCUAGCAUACUGUGUUAAUAACAUUAAAGCUUGCAUGUCGAAAAAUCUAUUAAUUCAACCUGGUCUUCCACUUAAGGAUCCUUCUUUUUCCUCUAAUUGAUUAUUAUAAUGCUGUUAAAAUUAUAUUAAUGUUCUGUAAGCACCAUGCUUAUUAAUUUUACUGGACUGUUGAUCAGAAAACAUGAUUACAGUGUUUAAUCUGCUUCAUAUUUUUAAACAUUUUCAAUAACUAAAAGGAUAUUCCUGAUACAGCAGGAUAAUAGUAUGUGUACUUAUACAAAGUGUUGAUCCUUUUUAAAGGGAAUGGUUUCUCUCACAGGAUGAAUAGCUUUUGUAAGUUGCCUGCUACGACAUAUGUAGAUUAUCUUUUUUAAUGUUUCAGAAUGUUAAAUAUACUAACUGUUUCAGAAAUAUUUUUGCCUGUAUGAAAAUGUAAUUGAUCCACUAAAACUCAUGGUCAGUUUUUUGUGUUAGGUACUAUCUGUGGUUUUAAAAAAUGCCUAUAUUGAUAAAUGCUCUGAAUUUUGAUAAGGUACAUUUGGACUGUUUGAAAGCAGAAGUGCCUUUGUUGCCUAAUAAAUUUGAGUCCCUGGAA